AUGGCUUCUGAAGCACCAACUGAGAUUGAAACGCGUCUCUUCAUUAAUGGCGAGUUUCGCCCUGCUUCAGAUGGGGGAACAUUUCCAUUGAAAUCACCGGCUACCCUGGAAACAGUCGCUUUAGUCUCUGAAGCCUCGGUGGAGGAUACAAACGACGCCGUCGCAGCGGCCCAGGCAGCGUUCCCAGCAUGGUCGAGCCUCUCGCCGCACGACCGGGGGGCGUACAUGUUGAAGCUCGCCGAUCUCAUUCUCGAAUCCGAAAAGGAGCUAGCAUAUCUCGAGGCCAUCUCCAUGGGACGACCCAUCUCGGAAUACUGGGAUGCGAAGGCUGCUGCAGAAAAGCUGCAGUAUUUCGCCUCCUGCGGCUGGCAUGGCCAGGGCCAAACAAGUCUGAACACGCCAGGAUUCAUCAAUAUGACCCUGAGGCAGCCGUAUGGGGUUGUUGCGGCCAUCAUCCCUUGGAAUGUCCCAGUUAACUUCUUCAUAAACAAAGUGGCGCCUGCGAUCGCGGCCGGAAAUACGGUCGUCAUUAAGAGUAGCGAAAAGGCGCCGUUGACUUCGGCCAAAGUUGCUCACCUCAUUCAACGUGCUGGAUUUCCCCCAGGUGUGAUCAAUGUCCUGUCUGGUCACGGCCACAUCUCCGGCAACACUCUCGCACAUCAUAUGGACGUUCGAGUGAUCACUUUCACGGGCUCGGGGCGCACAGGCCGUCUUAUCCAAAAGGCAGCGGCCAACUCCAACCUGAAGAAUGUGAUCUUUGAGCUCGGAGGCAAGUCCCCGACUGUUAUAUUCCCAGAUGCGGACCUAGAAAAGGCGGCGAAGGAGUCAGCGUAUAGUAUCCAAACGAACAGCGGCCAAGUGUGCAUGGCCAACUCUCGAAUCUAUGUCCAUACUUCCAUCGCCGAUCAAUUUAUCCCUCUGUUCAAGGCCAAUCUCCAGUCCGUGUCGAUGGGCGAUCCCACAAAACCCUGCGUAAACCACGGUCCGCAGGCCGAUGAAACCCAGUUCAACAUUGUGAAACGCUACAUAGAGCUGGGCAAGAAAGACGGCGAACUCAUCCUUGGAGGAGGCGAUGUCCCUGACCAAAAAGGCUACUUUAUCCCGCCGACGAUCUUCGCGAAUACGCCAGAGAGCUCCCAGAUCAUGAAGGAGGAGAUAUUCGGGCCGGUGGUUAAUAUCAACGUGUUCGAGACCGAAGCCGAGGUCAUUAAGAUGGUAAACUCAUCCGAGUUUGGGCUUUAUGCUGCGGUCUACACGCGAGAUUUGAACCGGGCUAUGCGCUUUGCUACGUCUAUGGAGGCUGGUACCGUGGGCAUCAACUGCACGAGUCCGACUGGUGCGUUUGAUAUGCCCUUUGGUGGAUACAAGGCCAGUGGUAUUGGGAGGGAAGGCAUCCAUCACAGUCUCGAUAACUACCUUGAAACGAAAACUGUACAUUUGAGGGUUGAGGGACUCUAA
This is a messenger RNA of Aspergillus nomiae NRRL 13137, 1458 nucleotides long. Its product is annotated as aldehyde dehydrogenase family protein. The transcript is spliced from 4 exons. The record is from RefSeq and is a predicted model, not a curated record. Lineage: Eukaryota; Fungi; Ascomycota; Eurotiomycetes; Eurotiales; Aspergillaceae. Bases 1 to 1458 code for a protein of 485 amino acids. Gene Ontology annotation, molecular function: aldehyde dehydrogenase (NAD+) activity.